GAAAACAUCUGUUCCCAUAAAUAUUUUGCAUUUCCAGUAGUGUCUACAGUUUAAGUGUUGAAUGCAAAUCAACAGCUGGUCAAACUUUGCAUUAGUCAUCAGAAAAAGUGGAAACAAUGAACCAUCAAGUCUGCAGUUGUAAAUGUUAAUAAACUCAUAAAAAAAGGCUCACAGCUCUCUCACUUUAAGUCAUAUUGAAUUAUAAAUGCUACUAAAUUAUUAGGUCGAUAAAGUGAUGUUACACAAUCAUUCAAGUCAGCAGUUGUAAAUGUUAAUAAAUGGACUGUGGUCAAAAUGUCCUGCUGCUCUCUUCCAAAAGGUUUGUAAGUCUUAUUGAUGAAGGGAUAAAAUGACAAACCAAGUGUCAUACUGCAGAGGGACUUUCAACAACCUGACAGCCCUAAAGGUGUCCUUAAUGAUUAGCUAGCAUAUUGAUCUUUAAAGCAUUAGUAAAUAAUGUAUUAACCAACAAAGAAGCCAUCGGUUACAGUUAAUACAGUGCGUAUUACCAGAAAGUGGUCCAGAUAUGUUUGUGAAUGUGAACAUGUGUGCGAAAAAAUCCACAAAGUGCUUCUGUUGUUCCAGUUUUGAGGACUUUCUGGUGUUCCACAGGCAACAACAAGCCGAGCCCAGAUUAAAGUGCGGCUCCAGAUGAAGCAGCUGGAUCGGCUGCGUUCAUUCAUUACCGGACGAGUGUGGUGCGGCUGAUUAGACUGAUGAAUCAAUAACUGCAAUCAGCACGGUAAUGAUAAACAUAUAAAGAAAAGCGAUUCCAAUGAACAAGUCGAAAUUACCCGAGGGAUGAUCCGAGAUAAUCACUGAACGGUGAACAGUACAUAAACGUAGAGAAUGAGGCGUGUGAUUCAACCGUGUGUGCGUGUGUGUGUGUGUGUGUGUGUGACAUGCAAUUUCCACUGCAGAACUUUAAAGACUGCUUGAAUAUUCACACAAGCACAAAGACAGCAGCCAGAAGCGGCGGUAGUGCACCUAAAGAUGCGCUAGUGGGCGCCUUAAGAAUGAAAUCCAAUACUGUUGUACAGUGGAUUUUUGGUUCACACUGCACUCAGAGGACCCGAACCUGGAAAUGAGCCCUUCCUGCACGGUUUGGUUAAUUUAGAGAAUCGUCAAACCUCCAUUAACAGUCCUUCGUUGCACAUAAAAGAUAACACACAACAACCAUACACUGACACGCAGGGAUGAUUUCAGGGCAGCGAGACAUAAACACACUUUAUAAACCGCCCCGGUGAGGCGGAGAGGCGUCAGUGCGUUCCUGUAAAUAAUUUCAGUGUAUAGUAAUUCAUGCUAAAUGCAGAUAUCAGGAGCAGUGAGAGCCAAAAUCCUGGAGAGAGUUACAGUUCCACACCUCAAUCUCUGCAACAUCAUUUACCCCCCCAGAGAAUCAAUAAAGUAUUCCUGAUUCUGAUCUCUGGUGACAAAAAAGGGGCAGCUCUGUCACAUUCCCGUGCUUCUUCAUCCUCGGCCUGCAUGUGACAAAACUCUUGGAAUUACCUGUCAGCUGCUUUAAACCGCUUUUUACACCAAUUCACCUUUUUAUAACAACACAGAGGCAGACUUUAAAACUGGGAAGCAUCCAUCAUUUAUUUUGUGUGUAAUUCCAAUGAACGAAUCAUCAGCUUCGACCUCGAGGUUAACUUAUUGAUCUGAUUUUAAAAUACAGCUGAUUUCAAUGUAAAUUGUCAAGCAUCGAUUUUUACGCAGUCAGUUCCUGUCCCUAUUUAUUGUUUUGUUCUUGUUGUUCUCGUUGUUGUUGUGGAAUGCGUUACCAGCAGUGUCAGACAAAGCUCGCCUUUGCAAGGGAUCUAAUUUGUGGCGCUUAAUAAAAAAAGGAAAAAAAAAAAAAAAAAAGGGAAGAGGGGACACAUCAUUUCCAAUCUUGCGCGGUGGGCGGGAAGAUUUGUGCAGUCAGUCAGACAGAAGGAGCACAGGAGAGGAAGAAAAGUAGGAAAUCUCUGCAACCCCUGGAGUCUCAUUCAGCACCACUCGCUACUGGACAGCGGCUGAGCAGCGGAGUUGAUCGACAAACAGGAGAUCUUGUUUCAAACCUGGAGUCUGGGACUAACACCGCAUCUGCACAGGGCGCUUUAUCCACCCCUCCACAACUAACAACACUUCCCAAUUCACACUGGCAUUUUGACUCCCCACAUCUGUCUUCUUUUUCUUUUCAUUUAAAAAAAAUUUAAAUCAUUUGUAUCCGUGUGGCGGGUUUGGCGAGCGGCGUCCAAACAGGAGGCGAGUGCUGACUGGAGCUGGCUCUGCCAAACAAAGACGCAGGAAGAAAAAGAAGGAAAAAACACACACUGGACGGCAUCAGAGAUCGCAGAAGUUCAUUUUCUCCACUUUUAGGCUCACUUACAUCUGGAGGAUUUAAAGGAGCCUGCUGUAGAACCCACUGGGUCCUCUUGUGGCUUCCUGCCUGCUUGAAGGACCAAGAGGAGAGCUAAAUGCACCCAAGUGAUUCUGGAGAAGCAGAGAAGAGAGGCUAACUUCACACCUUCGUUCUUGCCUUAUGAGAACGCUCACUGUGGACUCUCGUCUCAACUCACCCUGUACUGUUUAGUUACUGCCUGUAGCCAGCACUCUCAGGUGCAGAAAAAGAGUGAAACACAAAGGGGAAAGAAGAAAGAGUAAGCGAUAAAGAGAGAGAGAGGCUGCAUAAUUAGUAAUAACAAGUUUGUGUCAGAGCUAGAAACCAUAAGAGGCUUCUGAAGACAAGCGUUCUCUGAAAAAUACUGCGGCUUACCUUCAGGACAUUUGUAUGUGUGUGUGGGUAUAUGUGUGCACACCUCUUUCAUUUUCAAAGGACUUGAAUUUGUAUUUGGAUGCGGAUUUAGCCUUUCAUUAUGACUCUGCGAGGAGGCUUUGAGAAAGCGUGGAUUGGCUGCCACAGAAAUGUCUGCUGCUGGGUGUUGCUGCUGGCUUGUUAUUUCUUGAUCGCCUUGGCAGCCAAACCCAAAAUGCCAGGCCACACACACCUCAAUUCAAUACGCAUUGAUGGCGACAUUUCCCUGGGUGGACUGUUCCCAGUGCAUGCAAGGGGAAACGAUGGCAAAGCUUGUGGAGAGCUCAAGAAGGAGAAAGGAAUCCAUAGGUUGGAGGCCAUGUUAUUUGCCCUGGAUCGUAUUAAUAAUGACAAUGAGCUGCUGCCUAAUAUCACUCUGGGGGCACGUAUCCUGGACACCUGCUCCCGGGACACCCAUGCUCUGGAACAGUCGCUGACAUUUGUUCAGGCACUGAUUGAGAAAGAUUCAACUGAUGUCAAGUGUCUCAGCGGAGGGCCGCCCAUCAUCACUAAGCCUGAGAGAGUGGUGGGAGUGAUUGGUGCAUCUGCCAGCUCCGUGUCAAUCAUGGUAGCCAACAUAUUGCGUCUCUUCAAGAUCCCUCAGGUGAGCUAUGCCUCCACGGCACCGGAGCUGAGUGAUAACACCCGCUACGAUUUCUUCUCCCGGGUGGUGCCUCCGGACACCUACCAGGCCCAGGCCAUGGUGGACAUCGUCAAAGCCAUGCGCUGGAAUUACGUCUCCACGGUAGCCUCUGAGGGAAACUACGGAGAAAGUGGGGUUGAUGCGUUCAUUCAAAAGUCUCGAGAGGACGGUGGUCUGUGCAUCUCCCAGUCUGUGAAAAUACCACGUGAACCAAGAUCUGGAGAGUUUGACAAGAUCAUUCGUAGGCUGAGUGAGAACCCGAAUGCCCGAGUAGUCAUUAUAUUUGCCAAUGAGGAUGAUAUCAGGCGACUCCUUCAGGCAGCUAAGAAGGCUAAUCAAACAGGCCAUUUUAUCUGGGUAGGUUCAGACAGCUGGGGCUCCAAAAUCUCCCCAAUACUGAACCAGGAAGAAAUGGCAGAAGGUGCUGUCACCAUCCUGCCCAAACGACAGUCCAUCAAAGGUUUUGAUCGCUACUUUAUCAGCCGAACACUAGAGAACAACAGAAGGAAUAUCUGGUUUGCAGAGUUCUGGGAGAAUAAUUUCCAAUGCAAGCUCAGUCGGCAUGCGGUGAAGAAAGGAUCUGGCAUCAAAAAAUGCACAAACCACGAGCGGAUUGGGAAAGAUUCAUCCUACGAACAAGAGGGGAAGGUUCAGUUUGUGAUUGACGCAGUGUACGCCACGGCUCAUGCCCUACAUAACAUGCACAAAGAUCUUUGUCCUGGAAAAGUCGGCCUCUGCUCCAAGAUGGAAACCAUCAACGGCACACUGCUGCUAAAAUACAUCCGCAAUGUCAACUUCACAGGAAUUGCUGGCACCCCAGUGGUCUUCAACGUGAAUGGAGAUGCUCCUGGUCGCUAUGAAAUCUACCAAUACCAGAUCACAAAUAACACCACAGAAUACAAGAUCAUUGGUCACUGGACAGAUCAGCUCCACUUAGAUACCAAUGAGAUGCAGUGGCCUGGUGCAACACAAGAAGUCCCCUCCUCUAUAUGCAGCCAACCCUGCCGUCCGGGGCAGCGCAAGAAGACAGUGAAGGGAAUUCCAUGUUGCUGGCACUGCGAGAACUGUGAUGGUUACCAGUAUCAGGCAGACACUUACACCUGUAAGAUGUGUCGCUUUGAUUUGAGGCCUAAUGAGAACCACACUGGCUGUGAUCCCAUUCCCAUUGUCAAACUGGAGUGGAGCUCCCCGUGGGCAGUCAUCCCUGUCCUCAUCGCUGUCCUGGGCAUCAUGGCCACUCUGUUUGUGGUUGUCACCUUUGUACGCUACAAUGACACACCCAUCGUUAAGGCAUCAGGUCGAGAACUGAGCUAUGUGCUGCUGACAGGGAUCUUUCUGUGCUAUGCUACAACAUUCCUCAUGAUCUCUACUCCUGAUGUGUUUAUAUGCUCCCUGCGAAGGAUUUUCCUGGGCCUGGGUAUGAGCAUAAGCUAUGCAGCACUGCUUACCAAGACAAAUCGGAUCUACAGGAUUUUUGAGCAGGGCAAGAUGUCGGUCAGUGCCCCUCGAUUCAUCUCCCCAGCCUCACAGUUAGUCAUCACAUUCAGCCUGAUAUCAGUGCAGCUCCUUGGAGUGUGCAUCUGGUUUGGUGUUGACCCAUCACAAGCAAUCAUCGACUACGAGGACCAGCGUACAGCCAAUCCUAAAAUGGCCCGGGGUGUUCUGAAAUGUGAUAUAUCAGACCUGUCCCUCAUCUGUCUGCUGGGUUAUAGCAUGCUGUUGAUGGUCACCUGCACAGUUUACGCCAUCAAGACCAGAGGGGUUCCCGAGACUUUCAACGAGGCCAAGCCCAUCGGCUUCACCAUGUACACCACCUGCAUCGUAUGGCUUGCCUUUAUCCCCAUCUUCUUUGGGACCUCACAAUCAGCAGAAAAGAUGUAUAUCCAGACCACAACCCUGACCAUCUCUGUAAGCCUCAGUGCGUCAGUCUCCUUGGGAAUGCUCUACAUGCCUAAGGUCUACGUGGUUCUCUUCCAUCCAGAGCAGAACGUACCUAAGCGGAAGCGCAGCUUGAAGGCUGUGGUCACUGCAGCCACCAUGUCCAACAAGUUCAACCCUAAAGGCGGCCUGAGGCCCAAUGGAGAGGCCAAGUCUGAACUCUGUGAAAGUCUUGAAACACAAGUGUUGGCCUCCAAGCAGACAUACAUAAGCUACAGUAACCAUGCCAUCUAAACCAGAGACGAACCUUGGAAGCGAAGCAAGAGCCUGCCUGAGAAGAAAUCACCUGAUUCUGGGGAACACUAGGGAAAUACUGGAGGACUUCCAAGCUGCUAUAGAAGAGAGGACUGGGGUGGAAAGAUGGGAAUUUGUCACUCCAUAAACAGAAAGGAUGUCAUAUUUUUCUAGAGAAUCAGGUAAAGGCUUGAAUGCCAAAUUUAUGAGAAAUUAGUAGAUUUGUAGGAAGGAAAUGGGAGAUGUAAGGUAAUUUUCCUCUUCCCACCCUUUCUGAGACACAAGUGAGCGUUGAAUAGUGACGUUUCCAAUAUGCAGGCUGAGUGAACCACCUGAAACCUACAGUAUGUUUUCCUUCUGAAGUGUAUAGCACACAAUUUCAGUUCUCUCUGAGGCUGAGCCGUUUGUCUCAUUUCAGCAAAAACAGGGGGAAAAAGUGUUCCGUUUUUGUUAAGUCAAAUGCAGUUCACAAGAUGAAACAGUAUAAAAAUAUAGUCAUUAUUUUUGGUUACUGGUAUUAUUGAGGUUGAAAGCUGCAGUACUCUUCAAACUGUACAUGCCUUACUACAGUACAUUCAGUAUUCCUACAUGAACUAACCAUAUCUGAAACACCGGAAGAUAAAGCAGUGGGUCAUCCUAGUUUUUUUUAUAAAUGUUUCAUAAUAAUGAUGAUGAUGCCAUCAUCAUGGCAAACCUAGUGUACAGUCCCAGAGCAUGCUUGUGGGAGCAUCACGUGUACUGUGCUGUGUUGUCAACGUCUAUGGAAUGCAACAUUUGUCAUGGUUGUCAUUCACAGUGGAGAUGUCAUUUUGGACCAUUACCCACUGGAUUACCCUCUGCUGAAUAAAGAGUAAUUUCAAACACAAAAGGAGCAAAACUAAAAACAAAUUGCCAUGGAAAACCUUUAUAGUUUACACCAAACUCCAUAAAUGUCAGUCAGGACUUAGAGACUUGUCGACAUGCCGGAUUUAUUGGCCCUUACUUAUCAUGCGCUUGUUAAAGCCGCCGCAAAUUCAAGCAGUUGGAGGAUUGUGAGAAGUUUCCCCAUUUUAAACUUCCAUUUCUUAACAAAAUAAUAACACAUUUGCAUUUGGCAUUCCCUCCAAAAACUACACUAUACAAUUGUAUUUCCAUAUUACCCUGUGUUUUCUAUAUUUGUAGAGUUCUAUGUUUUAAGAUAUAUAAUUUAAAAAUAAAUUCCUAAUAAAUAUAGCAGUGGUACUAGAAGUAUAUUCUGUUUUUUUAAGGAAUAAAACAACACAACAGUCUGUUGUCAUGCCAGAUACAUUGUUUUUAAAGCUUCACAGUAUUACAUGGGUGUUUGUGGUAGAUGUACAGGUAAUCUGUGUUUCUUGCAAAGGAUUCUUCCUCUUCUGGGUCAUGAAUUUUGAGGCUACACUGGAAAUGAUUAAUGAGUGGUUUAAAAAAAUGUUAGGUUCCAAAUUAGGCUCAUGUAGCUACUCAGCAUGUAUACCCAUUUGGAGAAAGUGUAAGCUCAGUUCCAUCAACAACCAAAAUGUUGAAAGAUAAUUAGGUAAAUGACAUGCAUAGUGUUUUACCUUUCAACAGGCUCAAUACGACCUUUAUAGGGCUAACCCUAUAGCCUAUGUUAUGUUCCUUGGGAAUAGUAUUUUAAAAGGUCAGAUUUUCACAAAUAAAUACAUGCAAUAGUCACUUAAUUUUGCCAGGGGCAGACUUUGUUACAGUAAACCUGCAUCAAGUGACAGGUUCGGUCAUAAUGUGGACCCCACUGAGAAUUAACACUAAAAUCUGCAGCUCUAUGCAGCGUUUAGCUUCAUUUAGCACAUUGUUUGGGUUUUUGGCCAGUCUUAAGGCUUCCACCAACCACUGAUAUAAAAGUAUAGGUGUUCAUUUACCCAGAAUCAUACAGCAAAGAAAUGAAGUAAACCAGUGAAUGAAAAUGAAAGUUCAGUAUCUAGCGACCCUUAGAACACAGCUAAAAGACCAGUGAUUAUUAGACUUAGUUGAAGUCUAGUUUUACCGUCAAAUGCUCUGUGUAUAAGGAUGAGCAAGAAGGCAGCUGUUGACUGCUAAUUGAUUUUCACAGUAAAAUAUAACCUCUCAUUUUUAGAUAAAAACGGGGAUGUAUAGGUGCUUGAUAACUAAGGGCCAGUGCCUUCAUUCUGUGCCUCAUACACAUUAAACUACUCCUGCCAUUCUUUCCAUGGAUCCUUCAUGGUGUUGUUUAUGUUGCAUCCAUUCUGUUCAAACACAAGGAAGAGAGGAUUCAGUGUACAAUUUAUAAUUAAGUGUGAAUACAUUUCUGUCUGCAGUCUCUGAAGUAUUUGUCAUAAACAGUAACUCUGGAAUUUGUCUCAUUAAAUGUUAUCCUCAACAAUGCAAAAAUAUGUAUGUUGCAUGUCAAAACUCAUAACAAAUCAUGUGAACAAUUUGAGAGAAAUGUAUAAUGUCCAGAAGGAAAACUACUGCAGAGGAUUAUAAAUAACUAAUAUUUUGGUUUAAUCAAUGAUUCUCUCAGCUCUCAGCUUCAACAAAAGUCUAGGGUGUUGCCGCAAAUGUUUUUUUUCUCAUCAUUUGAUAAAGUAUUGUUUGUGGGAUUGUUUGUGUUUGUGAAUAUGAUAAUUUAAUGCUUUUUUGCCACAACCCCCCACCCCCUUUAUUUUUCUAAAACACUUUGUCUGUGUUACAAAAUAGAAUAUGUAAGUGCUGACUGAAAUUAAAUGGCAAGUUAAUGUACGUUAUUAAAAUGGAUUGAUCAUGUCUGCUUUAUGUACUGAAUUAUUUAAAAAAAGAAAGAUAAAAAAGAAUUACAGUGCCUGGAUAUUUAUGAAUUAUCUAUAGGAAAAAAAAAUGUGUAGAGCAUGUUCAUUUUUAUACAAGAUAUUUCUAAUAAAAGACUGUUUUGCUAAUAAA
Molecule: messenger RNA, 8510 nt
Organism: Dicentrarchus labrax (European seabass)
Lineage: Eukaryota; Metazoa; Chordata; Actinopteri; Moronidae
Product: metabotropic glutamate receptor 4-like
Exons: 11
Coding region: 2862-5615 (917 amino acids)
Biological process (GO): regulation of synaptic transmission, glutamatergic; G protein-coupled glutamate receptor signaling pathway
Cellular component (GO): membrane
Molecular function (GO): adenylate cyclase inhibiting G protein-coupled glutamate receptor activity
Source: RefSeq, a predicted model, not a curated record